CUAUCAGUAAGAGUGGAGCACAUCUUGCUCAGUAAUUAAAAUCUCAAUGAACGUAUCAAGUGUAUAGUUGAUAAUAACGUAUCAAAUAAUAAAUCUUAAUUAAAAAAUAAUAUUUACCAACUGAAUAAAAUGAAUUUAAUCGUCAUCGCUCUGUUACUACCGCUGGCAAUAUCUGCUCAGAGAUAUCAACGUUUAUCUAAUCCGAAUGAUGAACCCUUCCUACCCAUAUUUCCUGUCUAUCCAUACAGUCCGAAAUUAAUAAAAAGAGGUACAGAAAAACAUUUUCUCUCUCAGUUAAAUCCAGAGGCAUUUACACCAAAACCAAAUACGCGUGAUUCAUAUAGCACUAGUUUUAAUGGAAAUUAUCAAAGAGACUCAACGAGUGCCACAUCCGCUCCAAACAUCUAUCAGCCAGCUUACACAUCAACUAAUCAAGCUUACAAUCCAUCCCAAGCAUAUGCUACAGUCCCACGAAUCAAUCCGCCUAAUUACAACGCUAAUCUUUAUCCUUAUGCAUUAUACAAUAGUUAUCCCGUAACACUCAUAGCUCAGCCCUACACUACUCUCUAUCCUAACUAUCAACAAGUCUAUUACGCCAACUCUAAUUCUAACUUAAACUAUAAACAAGCUUACACUAACUCUAAGACUAAUGAAUCAAGCAAAAAUGAUCUACGAAAUGAGAAAAAUCUUGAGAGACCAAGAAAUGAGUUAGCUUUCCUCAAAGACGGAUUUAUUGAUGGAACAAAUUAUGUAUCGAAUUCACGAGAUGUUGAAGAUUCCAAUUUGUAUAAGCAAAGUACUUUCAAUCAGUUACAAGUAAAGCCAGAUGCUUCGGAACUACACUUGAGAAGUGCACAACUUCCUGCGACUGCUUACCAUCAGCUCGUUGGAAUUGAGAAACAGCAAAAUAGACAACCUAAUUAUGCACUUUCUCCGUCUGGAUACAAGUACCAACAGUUGGAUUCUACUAUGGCAGCUGCCCUUUCCAGACUUUUAACUCAGCAAAGUGUCGCUCAACAAGGACUUAAUCCACCAUCCCCACCAUCGUUAUCAAAUCAAUACGAAGUUUCUGAUGUUCAUCAAAAUAUGGCUCCACCGGCAAUCCAAAGGGACCCUUCUUCGGUGAUUGCAAAAACGGGACUGGCUUACGUGAUGAAUCAACCAAUAAAUGUGUCUCCAAGACAUAUAGCUAAAAUGCCAGAAGCAUAUCAACUUCUUGAUCCGACUGGAGGUCUGGACAGAGGUCAAAAAGUCACACAAGUCACUUUUGAACCUUCUGAAAGUAUCUAUAUACCUCCAAUAAAAUCUGUGAACGAUUCAGCAAGAUAUCAUACUGAUUAUAAUGAAUUUAUUCAACAAGCUAAUCAGCCGUAUGGAGGAACAACAAGCUCUUCAAGUGAAACCUCACAAGUUCAACAACCUUCUCAAGCUUAUGUUUAUCGAUAUUCUGGAUAUAACUCUACACCAGGUAAUCAGGAUCAAUCGACAAAUUAUAGGAUUCCUUUAGAUACAAUCGGUUAUACAUCUGAUAGAAAUAUGUAA
Molecule: messenger RNA, 1542 nt
Organism: Chelonus insularis
Lineage: Eukaryota; Metazoa; Arthropoda; Insecta; Hymenoptera; Braconidae
Exons: 2
Coding region: 130-1542 (470 amino acids)
Source: RefSeq, a predicted model, not a curated record